CUCGUCACGUACCAGCUUCGCACCGGCUACCUCAACGAAAUCGCCGACGGCGUAGGCGAGCGCCUCAUCUCCGUCAACGACAGCAGCAUCAACACCGUCCCCUUCAAGUCCGCUGGCUGGCGGCCAAACUCGUCACACGUCAAGCGCACCCAUUCGCCGCCGAUCCCCACGGCCAUCGCCUCAGAAUACUUCCAGGCUCCCCGACAGGCUGGCCUGACGCUGGAAGACCGCUUCGAAGAUGGCGGCAUGCUGACGGGCGGCGGCGCCGACACAAUGGGCCCGGGGGCGGCAACCAAGAGGCGCCGGCGCCGCGAGCAGAUGGAGGAGGACGACAGCAGCGACUUUAGCGACGAGAGCGAGGACGAGUCGGAACAUCGCGCGGCGCAGCAGAUAAAGUUUGCCAAGAUGCCCGUACGGCACCGCGCGGGAUCCUCACCCGGUCAGGCCUCGCAUCUUCAGCCCAUGAACGUCUCCCCUCGAGCCCCCCGGCGGGGCUCCCAGUCGUCGCUCAACAUAUUGCCUGGACGACCAAGACGAGACACGGUGACUAGCAGCGAAGUAUCGUCCGAGAACGAGUUCGACGUGCCAGCGGCAUACAGGCACCGGGAGGCCGCGCGCGCAGCAACAAGGGCAAUGAGGAUGCAGGACAAGAUCAACGAGGAGCCCUCGCAGGGCGUGCAGCCCGGUGACCCUUCGCUGCUUCGCGAGGAAGACGAGGAUGACGAUGACUCUGACGAGGGCUCAGACAUUUCGGGAGAGUACGUGGCGAGCAUCGACGAGGCCUCGAUCCUCGAUGUCGUGGAGAACAAUCCCAUCACCGCCUCUCCCACGCGGCAAGUAGUGGGCACGCCCCCGAGGAAUUUCAUGAGGCAGUCUACGAUCCGCAACUCGGCACACCCGCCUCUGUCAGUCUUCAACGCGCUGCCGCCGCCACGCCCGAUGAGCACUAUCCGGCCCCUCAGCGUCGUCCAGCCCCAGAGCCUGCUCUCCGCGGCGCUCAAGGCCAAGCGGUUCAAGUCGAGCGUGCCGUUUCAAAAGUUUGCUCACCUCAACGGGGAGGGAACGCAGGGGGCCAUUUCCGUCCGCAUCUACGCCGCAUUCUCCAAGACGCCUAGCAAGUAUCUGGAAGUGCUCAUCCGCCCCCGCGUGCAAACCGGUCAAGGAGUGGAGAGGGCCGUCACCAUUGCCGACCUGAUAGGGCUAUCGCUGUACAAGUACAACGAGGAGAAGAGAGAGCCGCCGAUUCCUCCGAAGAAGCGCAACAUCAACUGGUAUACGCUGGUGAUGGUGGAAGAGGGCGGCGAGGUGGACGACGACUUCCCGCCCUUUGACAGGACAAAGCCCCUUACGUCGGCCACCACAGUCAACAACGCUCACCUGAGGGGCGGCGGACGGACGAGGUCCAAUUCAAAAGUCUACGACGAGUUUGCUAUUGUGGAAGCUACAGAGGCAGAGUACGAAGCCAACCAGAAGCAGACGCCACAGGAAGACGAGGAGGAAGAGGAAGCGCAGCCGACUCACGACACGAUUGCCGAAGAGGGAACGCCCGAAAAGAGCGAACACGCGAGUGCCGGUGCCGGUGCCGGUGCCAAUGCCAGUGGCAGUGGCAGUGGCAUGCUCUCUCCGCCGCCUUCUGUGCAUCCCCGUCCGAACCCGAUCCUGACGACUGCGUACCGGCCCAACGUGCUGUUGGCGGACGCUCCCCAGACGCGGACAAACGUGUCCAACGCAAUGCGGGGCCAGCAGAAGCUGCUGCGCAUCUACAUCAUGUCGUCGGAUGUGGCGGCAGGCCAGAUGGUGACACUUGACAUCACCACCGACAUGUACUUUGCCGAGGUGCUGGACCAGGUGUGCCGCAAGAGACACCUGGACAAGGCAAACCAUGUCUUGAAGCUGCCGGGGUCGGGGGCCCUCGUCAUGCUGGACCGGCCGGUGUCGUCGAUUGGCAACGUGACGGACCUGGAGCUGUACCGCCGCCGGUUUGCGACGGACGGCCCGCUGGCGAUUACUGGCUCGCCGGGCACGUCGUCGCCCAAGACGGUGCCGAUGCUGGACGGGCCGCCGCCGCGCAAGGGGCACAAGAAGGGGGGCUACACGCCGGGCUCGCACCCGCUGGCGCGCGAGGUGAUGCAGCCGGACGAGCUGCCCAGUGCCAACUACAAGCGGUACACGGUCUGGCGCAAGCAGCCGAUGCGCAUCGUGGGCAUGAGCGAGCGGGUGUUGGUGAUUGACGGCGAGUACAUUCACAUUGUGCCGUCGUCGGGGGGCAAGGCGGUGCAGGAAGGGGGCAAGACGACGACGGUGCACUUUAGCAACGUAAUCGGGUGUAAGGUGCCUCGAAAGCAUCCCACCAACGUCAAGCUCGUCGUGUACAAAGCCACAGAGAGCAAACGCUACGACUUUGAGGCUCGCAGCGCUGACGAGGCUGCCGAGAUUGUGGCGGAGCUGAAGAAGGGCAUUUCGCCGUAUCGCGAGGUCUGA
Trichoderma reesei QM6a is the source of this 2481-nucleotide messenger RNA. RefSeq lists its product as uncharacterized. The transcript is spliced from 2 exons. Gene Ontology annotation, molecular function: phosphatidylinositol-4,5-bisphosphate binding. Gene Ontology annotation, cellular component: cytoplasm; TORC2 complex; plasma membrane. The record is from RefSeq and is a predicted model, not a curated record. Gene Ontology annotation, biological process: TORC2 signaling. The annotation marks the transcript as partial. NCBI's taxonomy places the organism in Eukaryota, Fungi, Ascomycota, Sordariomycetes, Hypocreales, Hypocreaceae.